Messenger RNA from Aspergillus fumigatus Af293, 1302 nucleotides. RefSeq names its product tafazzin. Gene Ontology annotation, biological process: cardiolipin acyl-chain remodeling; inner mitochondrial membrane organization. Gene Ontology annotation, molecular function: 1-acylglycerophosphocholine O-acyltransferase activity. Gene Ontology annotation, cellular component: mitochondrial membrane. The record is from RefSeq and is a predicted model, not a curated record. Bases 1 to 1302 code for a protein of 433 amino acids. NCBI's taxonomy places the organism in Eukaryota, Fungi, Ascomycota, Eurotiomycetes, Eurotiales, Aspergillaceae. The transcript is spliced from 4 exons.
AUGUCCCGUUCUACGGAUCGCAGCGCGACGGGUGAUUGCCCUUCUCUUCCUUGGAGAGCACUUUCGGCCACAACGAUCUUCGGAGUCGCUGCGUUAUGCCGUUCGUUCUUGUACAUGUGUAGUCGUCCGGAAAUCAAUGGCUUGGAGUCCUUUCUGGAAUUACUUGAAUCUCGACAGGAUGUGUCGCGAAGGACGAGGGGUUUGCUCACAGGUAUCGAUCCUCUUUACUCGACAGAAUUUCCCUGUUUCUGUCUGAUUGCUUGGCGGACAUCAAUCGCUGACAUGGGAUUGAUUCGACAGUAUCGAACCAUAUUAGCGUGUACUAUGGAUGAUCCGAUCAUGUGGGGAGCGAUCCCGUUACGGUGGAAUUUUGGACUUUCCUCGUCCAACAAAAGAUGGGGCUUUGGCAGCCAUGAUAUCUGUUAUCAAAGCCGACCUCUAGCUCUCUUCUUCACGAUGGGCCAAGUCCUUCCCACACAUCGACUAGCACAUUCGCCCCAUGGCGGUUUGGCGCAGCCAGCCGUGACCCAGGCUAUCCGGUUAUUGUCGAAGGGGCCAUUCCCUCCAGAUCCACACCUCCCGCCUCCUGAAAGACAGCACUGGAGCCUAGAGAACAUCUGCGUCGAUCCAUUCUCGGAUCUCCCUACGGCGUACACUACUACUGGAAUAGACUCACAUCUGGCGCCGUCUGCCUACGCCUGCAACUCUUACUCCUGGGUCCACAUCUUUCCCGAGGGAAAAAUACACCAGGCUCCGAACAAAACGAUGCGUUAUUUCAAGUGGGGCGUCGCUCGAUUAAUACUGGAAGCAAACGAGUGUCCUGACAUUGUCCCAAUCUGGCUAGAGGGAUUUGACCAGGUCAUGCACGAAAGCCGUGGUUUUCCUCGAUUUCUUCCCCGAGUAGGGAAGGACAUUAGCAUCACAUUUGGAAAGAAGGUAGAUUCCGAGGCUGUCUUUGGCGACAUGAGAAGAAGAUGGCGUGAGAUCAAGGCAAAGGCCGAGGUGGCGUCACCGGAGUCUCGCAACCUUCCCCUCGGGGUGCUCAGCGAUGAACUGCUGCACGACGAAGAGGCGAUCGAACUGCGAAAGGAGGUUACCCAGAAGGUCCGGGAUCUUGUCCUGGAGGUAAGGCGGACUAGAGGCCUCUCCGAUGAAGACCCCAAACACGGUCUCGCUGAGACAUGGAUUGAAGAAGGCCCGCAACGAGAGGGCAAAAUGAAAGAUGAGUCAUGGUCGUUCCAGAGUCGAGUUCAGCCCUGUUCUCUUCUCCAACUGAGGAGGGGCGGAAUCAUUCGCGGGUAA